AUGAAUACAUCCUAAUUUUAUUAUGGUGAAGACAUAAUUGAAAAGACUAGAGAUUAUUAAUUACCAACUUCAUUAACAAGUAUAGCUAGAUCAAAAAGUGAAAAUAGAGGAAUCAUAUAAUCAAAAAUUAAAAAUUCUGAUUCUCCCUUUUCCAAAUCACAAUUAAAUGCUCUUAAAAAUAUUACAGAAUAUCACUAGAGUUAUAUUGGAUAAGAACGAAUUGAUAAGAAAAAAACAAUGAUUAUUUAGAGAGAACUUCGUAAUUAAGAUAUCUCUGAAGGUUUAUUAUCUUCUCAAACUAAAAUAAAAAUUAUUAAAACACCAUUUAAAAAGAUAAGAGAAUCCUAUGAAAAGACAUAAUCAUUUAGCAAUAAAAUGAAAUCUCAUCUAAAUAGUUUUGAUAAUGAAUAAUAAUUUAUUUAAUCUCUACUUUAAAAAGAUUAAAAACCUCAGAGAAUUGAUAAAUUAAUUAGAGCUAGACUUGGUAAAUCAUAAAUUGUAAUCCAUACUCAUUAAAAAUCAUAAUAAACUGAACUUUCUAAUGAAAAACAAAAACUUCCAAGUUAAUCCUCUUUUCGUAGAGAAAGCUAAAGAGAAAUAAAAGAUAAAAAGUAUUGUUUUUAUAAAUAUUAGAUAAGUUGAAUUAAAGUAACAAAUUUACAAAUUGAUACUGGCAUUUGAAUAUACACAUCAAAUUUGGAAAGGAAAAAACAAACUUGAAAAUUUUUUGGAUAAUCAAUAGAAAUUUGUUGGAUUUAUGAAUUUCACUUAUAAUUUAACUAAUUUACCAUUAAACAUUGAAGUAAACACUUUGUAAUUAAUAUAUAUUAGGGAUUGGGAUAAAUGUUUAAAGGAACUAAAUAUUUACUCAAAACAUUAAAGCCUUGUAUUCCAUCAAGUUUAGAUAAAUUGAUUUUUGAAGAUUUAGAAUGUUAAAAAUUUAGACAAUUGACAUUUUAAUAUUAAGUAUUCUAUAUCUUGUAUAAUCAUUCUGAAUUAAUAGAUACAUUUACUAAUCAAACAAUUAGAUUUUCAUAAAGAUAAUCUAUAGAAUGUUAAGAUUUGUAAAAUUUUAUUGAAAAGUAAUUUCUUAUUAAAAAUUUCAAUGACAUCUAAUAUAUUUAAAACCUCUUUGUACAGAAUUUUGAUUAACCAUAUGAAUUAUUGUUAUAUGAAGCUUAAUCAUUUUUUAAUUUAGUCAUUGAAUAUGAUUAUGUGAAAUAACUUUAUUGUUUUUGUAUAAAAGUAUAGGAUGCUUUGUCCUAGAAAAUUUAGUAGGAUGGCAAUAAAAACCAAAUUUAUGAAAAGGGAUUUGAUUUUAAAACUGCAUUAUCUAAAAUAAAAACUAAAGUAGUAAGAAUUUUAAUAUAAUAAUAAUUAGAUGAAUCAUGACAAAUUAUUUUCUUGUUAUAUACCAUAAAAAUAUGAGAGUAUAGAUAAAUUAGAUAAAUUUGAGAAUAAAUUUGGUAGAAUUGAAUCUAUAUCGAAUAUUUAGAGAGAGCAAGCAAAAUUGGUUGAUUUAAAACACAACUAACUAUAUGAAAAGAUUCUUAAAUUAUAAAAAUAAAUAGAAUGA
Molecule: messenger RNA, 1576 nt
Organism: Paramecium sonneborni
Lineage: Eukaryota; Ciliophora; Oligohymenophorea; Peniculida; Parameciidae
Source: the annotation of a GenBank genome assembly